CUUCACGAUCAUUAUUUCAAGAAACUUUAUUUCCCAUGCGGGCGACCUCACAGUAGUUUCCGUGCACCUUCUUCUCGCGAAAAAUAAUCUACAGUCAGAUCCUAUCAACAACAACUGAGUCAUUCACUCUCCUUGUCAUUUUUUCUCCUUUUAUCUUAUAAAUUAAUGGCUUUCCGCAUUUAUAAUUAUCCUCUCCUUAACUCCCCAUUCUCUUCCACCUCACUACUCCUUCCCCAACGCCUUCCUACACCUAAUCCCCUUCUCUGCUCUAACAAUAACAAUUCCAAGAUUUUGGGUGUGAAUAGUGGGAAACGAAGAUGUGUUUCUGUGAGGGUCCAAACGACGGAGAGGAGAGCCAUGCCCGAAGACAAAAUGUUGGUGUUUGUGCCACCGCAUCCUUUGAUAAAGCACUGGAUAUCAAUUCUUCGUAAUGAGCAGACACCUUGUCCAAUUUUCAAGAGUGCCAUGGCUGAGCUGGGAAGAUUGCUUAUGUAUGAAGCCUCCAGAGAUUGGCUGCCAACUAUCUCUGGAGAGAUCCAGUCACCAAUGGGUGUCGCCUCAGUGGAAUUUAUUGAUCCAAGGGAACCUGUAUCGAUUGUUCCUAUCUUGAGAGCUGGUCUUGCUCUAGCGGAGCAUGCAUCAUCGAUUUUGCCUGCAACAAAAACAUAUCAUCUAGGCAUCAUUAGAGAUGAAGAAACUCUUCAACCGACGGUGUAUUUGGACAAGUUACCUGAGAAAUUUCCCGAAGGUUCUCGAGUAUUUGUUGUAGAUCCCAUGCUUGCAACAGGUGGCACAGUCAUUGCAGCCAUUGAACUGAUAAAGGAGCGCGGCAUUGAUAAUAAGCAAAUCAAAGUGAUAUCUGCUGUUGCUGCUCCUCCUGCCCUUCAAAAGCUCAGUGAGAAGUUUCCUGGGCUUCAUGUAUAUGCUGGAAUUCUUGAUCCGACUGUUAAUGACAAAGGGUUUAUAUUACCUGGACUCGGCGAUGCAGGAGACCGUAGCUUUGGCACGUAAACCUGUCAAACUAUACAUCCAGCUCAAUCUUCCAGGUUGUCAUUGACCCAAUUUUGAAAUUUCUAGGCAUAUGAUAUGAUAUGUGGGAGAAGUUCUGCCCAAGCUUUGAAGUAUUUCUCAGUUAAUAAUCUUGAGAUUUUCUGAUUAAUUGCAACAAUGGCGUUGGAAGGAGUGGAAAGAAAUCAAAAUGAGUCAAUGUGUUGAAUAAGAUAUCAUGGAGCGAGCACUUUAGACGCUAAAAGCUAAAUAGUUUACAAAAGAUGAAUGAAUUAUUUUUUCGCUAUUUUCUCUAAAUAUUUUUUUUAUUAUCAUUCUAUUGUUGAUCUUCGUAUAAUUAUUUUGACGUAUUGGUAAUAAUUUAGACCACUGCAUAUAUCUUACUCCAGUUUUGCAAUGUAAUGGCAUUAUUCUGUAGUAGGAUUUAACCAUAUUUUAUUCUCGUAGUUUUUAUUAA
Messenger RNA from Olea europaea var. sylvestris, 1465 nucleotides. RefSeq names its product uracil phosphoribosyltransferase. Gene Ontology annotation, molecular function: uracil phosphoribosyltransferase activity. Lineage: Eukaryota; Viridiplantae; Streptophyta; Magnoliopsida; Lamiales; Oleaceae. The transcript is spliced from 12 exons. Gene Ontology annotation, biological process: uracil salvage. The record is from RefSeq and is a predicted model, not a curated record. Bases 166 to 1011 code for a protein of 281 amino acids.